This is a messenger RNA of Ilex paraguariensis (yerba mate), 2991 nucleotides long. The record is from the annotation of a GenBank genome assembly. NCBI's taxonomy places the organism in Eukaryota, Viridiplantae, Streptophyta, Magnoliopsida, Aquifoliales, Aquifoliaceae.
GAACCUCGAAUCGAUCGUGUUUAUGUUGUAGACUUCUUUCUCUCUCUCUCUUUCUCUCUCUCACACACACACACAUACAUAGUAAAUUUCCACCGGCGAAGUCUCUUUUGGAUUCGCCGAUCGCACGGCCAUCAAAUGACUCUCAUGACUCCUCCGCCAAUGGACCCCGAGGACGAUCAAAUGCUCGUUCCCCACUCUGAUUUUGCUGCCGAUGCCCCUCAACCCAUGGAAGUUGCACCCGCAGAAACUGGCAAUACAGUGGAUGCACAGGCGGUUGAUGAUCCACCAUCAGCACGGUUCACAUGGACAAUUGAGAAUUUUUCAAGGCUAAAUACCAAGAAGUUAUACUCUGAAGUUUUCUAUGUUGGAGGAUACAAAUGGCGUGUGCUUAUAUUCCCAAAAGGGAACAAUGUGGACCACUUGUCUAUGUAUUUGGACGUUGCGGAUUCUUCGACUUUGCCAUAUGGGUGGAGUAGAUCCGCACAAUUCAGCUUAGCUGUUAUCAAUCAAAUCCAUAGCAAGUUCACAGUUAGAAAAGAUACACAUCACCAGUUCAAUGCGCGAGAAAGUGAUUGGGGUUUCACUUCGUUCAUGCCUCUUAGUGAACUAUAUGACCCAGGUAGAGGUUAUCUUGUGAACGAUACAUGCAUAGUUGAAGCUGAUGUUGCUGUCCGUAGAGUUGUUGAUUACUGGUCACAUGACUCAAAGAAAGAGACUGGUUAUGUUGGACUAAAAAAUCAAGGAGCUACUUGUUAUAUGAACUCUCUCCUCCAGACAUUGUACCAUAUUCCUUAUUUUAGAAAGGCAGUGUAUCAUAUGCCAACAACCGAGAAUGAUAUGCCAUCAGGGAGCAUCCCUCUGGCUUUGCAGAGUUUAUUCUAUAAGCUCCAGUACAGUGACACUAGUGUAGCAACAAAAGAGUUGACCAAAUCGUUUGGGUGGGACACAUAUGAUUCUUUUAUGCAGCAUGAUGUUCAAGAACUUAACAGGGUUCUUUGUGAAAAGCUUGAAGACAAAAUGAAGGGAACUGUGGUGGAGGGUACAAUACAGCAGUUAUUUGAAGGGCACCACAUGAAUUAUAUUGAGUGCAUCAAUGUGGACUACAAAUCGACAAGGAAGGAGUCAUUUUAUGAUCUUCAGCUUGAUGUCAAAGGCUGUCGGGAUGUUUAUGCUUCUUUUGACAAGUAUGUGGAAGUGGAGCGUCUUGAGGGUGAUAAUAAAUAUCAUGCUGAACAGCAUGGAUUGCAGGAUGCUAGGAAGGGUGUACUGUUCAUUGACUUCCCCCCUGUUCUUCAGCUUCAGUUGAAACGGUUUGAAUAUGAUUUUAUGCGGGAUACUAUGGUAAAGAUAAAUGAUCGCUAUGAGUUCCCUUUGCAACUUGAUCUUGAUAGAGAGAGUGGCAAGUAUUUAUCACCUGAGGCUGAUAGGAGUGUUCGCAACUUGUACACUCUUCACAGUGGUGGUGACAAUAAUGGUAGGGGUAGUGGUGGUGGUGGUGGUGAUGGCGACGGCAAUGGUGGUCGUGGCAAUNGAAGCUUGUAUAUUUGUUAUAAUCUUUAUCAUCUAUUAACUAAUUUUCAGGAGGAAGUUGCUAAAGAAUUUGGUGUGCCAGUGCAAUUUCAACGUUACUGGCUUUGGGCAAAGCGCCAAAACCACACAUACCGUCCAAAUCGGCCAUUGACUUCUCAGGAGGAAGUUCAAUCGGAGGAAGUUGCUAAAGAAUUUGGUGUGCCAGUGCAAUUUCAACGUUACUGGCUUUGGGCAAAGCGCCAAAACCACACAUACCGUCCAAAUCGGCCAUUGACUUCUCAGGAGGAAGUUCAAUCGGAGGAAGUUGCUAAAGAAUUUGGUGUGCCAGUGCAAUUUCAACGUUACUGGCUUUGGGCAAAGCGCCAAAACCACACAUACCGUCCAAAUCGGCCAUUGACUUCUCAGGAGGAAGUUCAAUCGGUUGGACAACUGAGAGAGGUAUCCAACAAAGCUAAUAAUGCAGAGCUAAAAUUAUUUUUGGAAGUAGAACUUGGAUUGGAUUUGCGACCGGUUCCUCCACUUGGGAAGACCAAAGAGGAGAUUCUUCUUUUCUUCAAACUUUAUGACCCUCUUAAAGAGGAGCUUCGGUAUGUAGGGCGGCUUUUUGUGAAAGGCAUUGGGAAGCCAUUAGACAUAUUGAUGAAGCUAAAUGAACUCGCUGGCUAUGCUCCUGAUGAAGAAAUUGAACUAUUUGAGGAGAUAAAAUUUGAACCUAACGUCAUGUGUGAACCCAUUGACAAGAAGCUCACUUUUCGUAGUAGUCAGCUUGAAGAUGGGGAUAUUAUUUGCUUUCAGAAGUCCCUUCAGGUUCACUCUAGUGAUCCAUGCCGUUAUCCUGAUGUUCCCUCAUUUCUUGAAUAUGUGCACAAUCGUCAGGUUGUUCGAUUCCGUUCUCUGGAGAAACCGAAGGAGGAUGAGUUUUGUCUUGAGUUGUCAAAACUUCAUAAUUAUGAUGAAGUAGUGGAAAAAGUAGCCCGUCAUCUAGGCUUGGAUGAUCCGUCUAAAAUUAGGCUUACAUCUCACAACUGCUACUCCCAGCAACCUAAACCGCAGCCUAUCAAAUACCGAGGAGUAGACCAUCUUUCAGACAUGCUUGUCCACUACAAUCAGACUACGGAUAUUUUAUAUUAUGAAGUAUUGGAUAUUCCCCUGCCGGAACUGCAAGGCCUGAAAACUUUGAAAGUCGCAUUUCAUCAUGCUACCAAAGAUGAAGUGGUAAUUCAUACUAUUAGGUUGCCGAAACAAAGUACCGUAGGGGAUGUUAUUAAUGACCUUAAGACAAAGGUUGAGUUGUCUCAUCCAAAUGCAGAACUUAGAUUACUUGAGGUGUUCUAUCACAAGAUCUACAAGAUUUUUCCACUUAGUGAAAAGAUCGAGAACAUUAAUGAUCAAUACUGGACAUUACGCGCAGAGGAGAGCACAAAGGCCGGACAAGCAGGGCGGAGCCAGAAAAAUUCUUAA